Messenger RNA from Dictyostelium purpureum, 1473 nucleotides. RefSeq lists its product as uncharacterized. The record is from RefSeq and is a predicted model, not a curated record. The transcript has 2 exons. Gene Ontology annotation, molecular function: GTPase activator activity. Lineage: Eukaryota; Evosea; Eumycetozoa; Dictyosteliales; Dictyosteliaceae. The coding region runs from base 46 to 1266 and encodes 406 amino acids. Gene Ontology annotation, biological process: activation of GTPase activity.
GGUUGUAAUUAUGGUUUCUCUGAUCAAUCUCGUGCUACUUCAUGGAUGUUGUUAUUAGGUUAUUUACCAAUAAAUUCAUCGCAAAGAACCUCAGUUUUACUUCACAAAAGAUCUCAAUAUAGAGAUUUAGUUAAAAAACAUUUACCAGGUCAAGAUAGAAAUCUAACCUUUGUAUUCAAACAAAUUUCAACAGCAUCAGCAUCAGCAUCAUCAAAUAAUAUAAAUAGUAAUAAUAAUUUCAAUAAUAAUGAUGGAGUAUUUUCAAGUUCAUGGGAUGAUAAUAAUAGCUAUUAUCAGCAAUUCAAUCAACACUUUAAGAAUCCAAGUAGUAAGCUUUUUAGUAGUAUGGUAAAUUUAGUAAACAUAAACAAAGCCAAAAACUAUGAAGAGUUGGUACAGCAAGUUCAUGUUGAUGUUAUUAGAACAAGACCCGAUGGCUUUGUGCCAUUAUUCGAAACACCAGAAAUUGAAAAAAUGUUGGAACGUAUUUUAAUGAUUUGGUCCAUUGAAAAUGCAGAUAUCUCAUAUUUCCAAGGUCUCAAUGAUUUAGUAUGUCCACUUUUAUUGGUAUUUUUAGAACACGAGGUCAAUCAAUUAAAUCAUAGUAAUAGUAGUUCUUAUCCAUCCAUCUCUCAACUAUUAGAACAAACCUCAUCACCAGCUUCACCAUAUACACAAUCUACAUCAAACAAAUCUAGCUGGUCAACGAAAUUAGAAAAAUUAUUGGGUGAAGGCUUAAUACUUAAAGAGCUUAAAGAAUGUGGCCAAGCCGAUGUAGUAUUAUCACGUGUUGAGGCCGAUGUCUAUUGGUGUAUUAGUUUAUUAAUGAAUACAGUCAAACACUAUGCUCAAGGUACAGGUUGUGGUUUGCCAGCAGAAGGUAUGAUGAGAAGAUUAGAAGCAUUGGUACGAGAAUCAAAUGGAGAACUAUAUAAACAUUUAAAAACUAACGAUAUUGAUUUCAGUCAUUUCAGCUUCCGUUGGAUGGUUUGUUUCCUCACAAGAGAUUUCGAUUUAGAAACAGGUGUUAAAUUAUGGGAUCAUUAUUUCUGCGAUAGAGAGAAUCAAGGUUUUUCACUAUUACAUAUUUGCUUUUGCUCAUCAUUAUUAAACAAAUGGACACCCGAUCUUUUAACCAAAGACUUUAUGGAAUUGGUUCAGUAUCUUCAAAAACCCCCAUCACUUCAAUGGAACUCUACCAAUUUAGAAUCAAUAUUUAGAUCCUCAUAUUUACUAAAAGAGAAAUAUAAAAACAUUCUCCUUUAAAAAUAAAUAAAUAAUAUAUAUAUAAUGAAAAUUAUAAAUAUAUUUACUUUUUUUUAUUAUUAUAAAAGUAAAAAAAUUUUAUUUUUUAUAAAUUAUAAUAAAAAAAAAAAAACAAAACAAAACCUAUAAAAAAAAAAAAAUUUAAAUUUAUUUUUCCUUUAUAAUAUACAUUCAAUAAAAAAAAUGAAUAAAGGAAUAUUUAAAAUU